GAUGCCUCGACAACGGAGGGCUCGCUCCGUCAACGCCUGCCGCAGAUUUUGAAAGAGUGCGAGGAGAGGCUAAAGGUCCUGAGAGCCGUCCAUCGACGCGUCAUCAACAGGUUCCACUCUUUCCUCCUGUUCCUCGGCUACUCCCGAGCCAUGGUGAGGGACACCAAAGCGGAGGACUUCUGCAAAACCAUCAGCGACUUUUCCCUGGAGUACAGGACCACGCGGCAGGCCUUCCUCCUGCAGAGGGAUAGGGAGCGACAGAAGGGCGCGGCGGAGAGCCCGGGAGCCGAGGCGCCCGCGGGCCGGAGGAAACGCCAACAAACUCCUCCGGUUUUGUUGUCGAUCCAGCAGGAGGACGAGGAGCAGUGCAGGCUGGAGGAGGUGCUGAGGACAGCCGAGUCCGACCCAAGGCUGGACGCCACUCUGCCUCGAGCCCGCAGGAGGAUGGCCGACAUCACAGGUGCCUUCUCCCGGAAAAUAAGACGGUGACACUGCUGACGUACCUUCAAAGUCACUGGUGUGAUAGAGCCUUCUUUGUUGUUGUUAUUUAUGACAGAUGGUGUUAAAUGAGACAAAAAAAUGGGCAGGUGGAUGACAUUCCUAGUGUUCUCUCUUCUUCAUUCAUAUCUAUACUACACAUGUGUAUGCCUUUCAUUGUAAAUUCAAGUUUUAGACUUAUUUUC
Messenger RNA from Pungitius pungitius (ninespine stickleback), 683 nucleotides. RefSeq names its product FH1/FH2 domain-containing protein 3. The transcript has 3 exons. The record is from RefSeq and is a predicted model, not a curated record. Lineage: Eukaryota; Metazoa; Chordata; Actinopteri; Perciformes; Gasterosteidae. Bases 151 to 489 code for a protein of 112 amino acids.